Ophidiomyces ophidiicola is the source of this 1080-nucleotide messenger RNA. RefSeq names its product inducible alternative oxidase 2 (gene AOX2). Gene Ontology annotation, molecular function: alternative oxidase activity. Gene Ontology annotation, biological process: alternative respiration. NCBI's taxonomy places the organism in Eukaryota, Fungi, Ascomycota, Eurotiomycetes, Onygenales, Onygenaceae. Gene Ontology annotation, cellular component: mitochondrion. The record is from RefSeq and is a predicted model, not a curated record. The transcript has 3 exons. Bases 1 to 1080 code for a protein of 359 amino acids.
AUGACCACCACAGCGGUUCCUCUAAAGGCCUUAAUGGCCGGCUCAGCGCCCGCGAGGCUGUUUCAGCAAUCGUGUCUGAGAACAUCGGUGCGCCCCUCGAUGAUAGUAUCGAUCGGCCUCCGAACCGCCUCCACAUCACCACUGCAUUGCUAUGGCAAACCAAACACCCCCAGGCACUUUUCAACCACUACACCCCGCAAACUGCAGGAAUACUUCCCUCCACCAAAAACGAAGCAUGUUGUCGAGACUGAAUCCCACUUUGAACACCCUGUAUUCACCGAGAAGGAAAUGAGAGAUAUCGUCGUUGCCCAUCGUGAAAAGAAGGAUUGGUCGGACUGGCUCGCCUUGGGUACCGUCCGCGCCCUGCGAUGGGGUAUGGAUCUCGCGACUGGCUAUAAGCAUGCGCCUACAGGCAAGGAACAGAAGCAAGUCAGGCCAUUCACCAUGGACGAGCGGAAAUGGAUCAUCCGAUUCAUCUUCCUCGAGACUGUUGCUGCGGUUCCGGGUAUGGUUGGCGGUAUGCUUCGCCACAUGCGCAGCUUACGGCGCAUGAAGAGAGAUCUUGGAUGGAUCGAAACCCUUCUCGAAGAAGCCUACAACGAGCGCAUGCAUCUUCUCUCCUUCCUAAAACUCGCCGAGCCCGGCUGGUUCAUGCGCCUCAUGGUCCUCGGCGCCCAAGGCGUCUUCUUCAACGCUUUCUUCAUCUCCUACCUCUUCUCUCCCAGGACCUGCCAUCGCUUCGUCGGAUAUCUCGAAGAGGAGGCCGUUCUAACAUAUACCCAUGCCAUUAACGAUCUUGAAGCCGGCAGACUCCCCAGAUGGAAAGAUAUGAAUGCUCCCGAUAUCGCAGUUACGUAUUGGAAGAUGCCAGAGGGCCAUCGGAAGAUCGUUGAUUUGCUGUAUUACAUUCGUGCGGAUGAGGCAAAGCAUAGAGAGGUCAAUCACACUUUAGCCAAUCUCAACCAGACCGCAGAUCCUAACCCGUAUGCCGCGAAGUACGACAAUCCAGAAGAGCCACAUCCUACCAAGUCUGCUUCCAUUAUGAAGCCUACGGGCUGGGAAAGAAAGGACGUUCUGUAA